AUGGAUUCAAUAAGAUUUGGAUUGUUGACAGUUAGUGAUAGUUGUUACAAAUAUAAAAAUGAAGAUAAAAGUGGACCAGAAGUAGAACUAUGUAUUCAUGACAAAAAUUCUGAAAUUGGAAAGAUCUUAAAAGGUCAAGUAUAUCAUAAAAAUAUUGUUCCAGAUGAAGAAUAUGCAAUAAAGGAAAACCUAAUUUCAUGGAGUGAUAGUAGACAAAUAGAUGUUAUUUUCACAAUUGGUGGCACAGGAUUUUCCAAACGAGAUGUAACUCCUGAAGCAACAAAACAAAUUAUUCAAAAAGAAGCACCUGGAAUAGCUACUGCUAUGUUAAUGUCAAGCUUAAAAAUUACUCCAAUGGCUAUGUUAUCCAGAGCUGUAUGUGGUAUACGAGAUAAAACACUGAUUAUUAAUUUACCGGGGUCACCGAAAGCUGCAAAGGAAUGCUUAAAUGUAAUUGCACCAGCUAUCCCACAUGCUGUUGAUCUAAUUAGAGACCAUAAGGAAAGAAUUAAAGAUACACAUGCAAAUGUGCAAAAUAAUAUUGCUACAGAAAUUCCAUUAUCAAAAGGUUCAAAUAAAAUUUCGCCUUGUUUAGGAAGUAUAAUUGAACGCAAUAGAGAAUCACCAUAUCCAAUGAUUUCUGUAGAAGAAGCUUUACAAUUAAUAUAUAAACAUACAGAACCAUUGAAUUCCAAUUGUAAAUUAGAAGAGGAUUUAGAAAAAGCCCAUGGCAAGAUUUUGAAUGGUGAUUUAUAUUCUAAGUGUGAUUUACCUCCAUUCAGGGCUUCUAUUAAAGAUGGCUAUGCAGUCUUAGCAAAUGAUGGGAAAGGCAGAAGGACAGUACUGAGUGGAAUAAAAGCAGGAGGAAUUGCCACUGCAAUUAAACUUCUACCUGGUACAUGUGUAAGAGUAAAUACAGGUGCCCCUAUUCCAGAUGAUGCAACUGCAGUUAUUCAAGUAGAAGAUACCAAACUUAUAAAAGGAACAUCAGAUAAUAUGGAGGAAAAAGAAAUCGAAAUUAUGGCCGAAGUACAAAUUGGACAAGACAUUAGACCUAUUGGUUGUGAUAUUAAAAAGGGAGAGUUAAUUUUAAAAUCAGGAACAAAACUCGAAGCAAUAGAAUUAGGUCUUGCCGCUGCAUGUGGUUAUAAAAAAAUACCAGUUACCGAUUUUCCAAAGAUUGGUGUAUUAUCUACAGGAGAUGAAUUACAAUGUCCUGGGACAGCUUUAAUGCCUGGGCAUAUAUAUGAUAGCAACAAAGUUACAUUAUUAACAAUGUUAAAAGAAAAUGGCUUUGAUUCUAUGGAUAUGGGUAUUGCAGUGGAUGAUGAGAACAUCAUGAUAAACAAAAUUAAACAUGCUUUAAAACAAGUUGAUGUACUUAUAACAUCAGGUUCUGUAUCAAUGGGUGAUAGGGAUAUGUUAAAACCAAUUCUGCAACAUUAUUUUAAUGCUACAAUACAUUUUGGACGUAUAAAUAUGAAACCUGGAAAACCAACUACUUUUGCAACAUGUGUGCUUCAAGAUAGAAAGAAAUAUUUAUUGUGUUUACCAGGUAAUCCAGUUUCUGCAACUGUUACUAUGCAUUUAUUUGCUUUACCUUUACUAAAGAAAUUAUGCAAGGAUGACUCCACACCCACAAUUGUGAGAGCAAAAUUGAUGUCUUCUUAUAAUUUGGAUCCACGACCUGAGUAUGCAAGAGCAGUUUUAAAAUGGAACGACGUAGAUACUCUACCACAAGCUUAUAGCACGGGAAAUCAGAUUAGUAGUAAAUUACUUAACUGCAAAAAUGCAAAUGCAUUAUUAAUGUUACCAGCACGUAAAGCAGAAAAGACUGAAUUGAAACAGGGAGAUAUAGUACAAGCAAUGCUGUUAGGAUUCACACAACGUACGUAA
Messenger RNA from Habropoda laboriosa, 1896 nucleotides. It is a transcript of the gene cin, whose product is annotated as gephyrin. The transcript is spliced from 11 exons. Gene Ontology annotation, cellular component: cytosol; postsynaptic membrane; dendrite. NCBI's taxonomy places the organism in Eukaryota, Metazoa, Arthropoda, Insecta, Hymenoptera, Apidae. The record is from RefSeq and is a predicted model, not a curated record. Gene Ontology annotation, biological process: postsynaptic neurotransmitter receptor diffusion trapping; establishment of synaptic specificity at neuromuscular junction; molybdenum incorporation into molybdenum-molybdopterin complex. Gene Ontology annotation, molecular function: molybdopterin molybdotransferase activity. Bases 1 to 1896 code for a protein of 631 amino acids.